Ceratina calcarata is the source of this 3316-nucleotide messenger RNA. Its product is annotated as protein big brother. The record is from RefSeq and is a predicted model, not a curated record. The transcript has 3 exons. Gene Ontology annotation, molecular function: transcription coactivator activity; sequence-specific DNA binding. Gene Ontology annotation, biological process: regulation of transcription by RNA polymerase II. Gene Ontology annotation, cellular component: core-binding factor complex; nucleus. NCBI's taxonomy places the organism in Eukaryota, Metazoa, Arthropoda, Insecta, Hymenoptera, Apidae. The coding region runs from base 230 to 988 and encodes 252 amino acids.
CUUAGUUUCCACUGAGACGCCGCACGUUCCAGUCGUACGCGCGCAAUUCGGUACAUAAACGUUUCGUACAACGCGAGAACAUUUUCUGGUGCACGGUGAACGGACUUUGGUUAUUAAACUGCAAGACACUAAUCGUAGUGUGCUCAGUCGUGAGCGACAAGUUGAACGUGCUCGAUCGAUUCGGUUGGUUUUGACAUUACGACGACUGUUUUAAAUAAAUUCGUGCAAAAUGAUGCACACUAUGAGCGAGCACACGGCUGGAGCGGGUGGACUGGGUGUCAGCGUCUUGCCCUUCGACGGGAUGGGUUUGUUCGAGCAACAACGGCCCAGGUUCCUUUUUAAGAUGCCCAGGGUGGUACCGAACCAGAAGGCUAAAUUCGAGACCGAAGAACUCUUCAGGAGAUUGAGUCGCGAAAGCGAGGUCAGAUACACUGGUUAUCGAGACAGACCAAUUGAAGAACGUCAAGUACGCUUUCAAAAUGGUUGUCGAGAGGGUUUUACAGAGAUUGCGUUUGCAGCUACGGGCACUAAUCUCCAGCUCGUAUUUGGCAACAGCACCGCGAACUACAGUAACGAUGUCAACGAUUGCGAUUUUGAGAAAGAACGCGGCAAGGUACACAUCAGAUCACGACUGAUAAUGAACGGCGUGUGCGUUUUGUGGCGUGGUUGGAUCGACUUGGAGCGACUCGACGGCGUGGGGUGCUUGGAAUACGACGAGAAACGUGCGGCGGAAGAGGACGCUUUCCUCCGCGACCAACUGGAACGUUACAACCAGCGAGUGCGCGAUUUCGACGAGAAGCAAAGGGCAUACAGAGCGGGUGCCACUCAACCGCCGCAUAUUAACCAUCACCAUCAUCACCACCAUCAUCACCACGGUCACCAUGGACACCACGUUACCGGAGCGGGAACCGGUGCCACAGGAGCUAUUGAGCCUCACCUCACCCACCGACAGGACCCUGAGAUGGAGGUCAGGCUGAGAUCCUACUGAGGAACCGAGAAACCCGCCAGCGAUGCAUCUUGACUUGUUUCCGAUCUGGGUAUCGUCUUCGAGUCAGCUGAAGGCUGGCAGGGACAUGAAGUCAAGACACUUGAUUCUGGGAGGAAUCUGGACGACGCUGACUGAGUUUUACCAAUUAGUUAAUUAUUAGACUGUGAGAGAUUCAGGAUUGCGAGAUUCGGAAUUGAGAAAUGUUGAUGCAACUGUACUUGUAAUAUUUUAGGAUCUUAAAGUCUUUUCGUUAUUGACUUGUACAUAGUUUUCAGAUCAUUUUCUCCUGUUUCCUUCAAUAUAGAAACUUUAAUAGAUCCUAGCUAUUACAUGCAGCCGAAAUAUCUUCGAUGUGUUCAGCAGUCUUCAUGUUUAUUCACCUGAGUGUUGUUUGGAACCAUUUCUCCUACAGAAAAACGACAAUAUCUAGAGUUUUUAAUUCUUCAUACUGUACGAAGUAUUAAAAAUGCGAUUUCAACAUCUCACGAUUCCCAUGCAUCCUAAUAUUUCCCGUCUUCAGAUUCCUUCUACUGUUUCUAUCGUUCUAUAAAAACGCCGAUUUUUAUAUGGACUAUACUUAUACUGUUCGAUAGAUAUACUGUAAUUAUACUGUUCGUAGAAAACAUUUCUAUGUACAAUUUAAUAUAAGAACCCUCGUAAGACACGUCGUACCUUUCAUCCAUUUUACCAAUUAGGUCCUCGUUGUUCGACCGAUUCGUAGAUAUCUAUCGUCUAGCGCGUUACGUUAGAUAUUAUUUUAUCGUGGUAAGUGGAGCGAAUUGUAAAUUAUUAUUGAAAGGUUCAGAGUCUUUUAUGUGCAUAUGUAUAAAUCUUCACUUUUUUCUUGUUGACGAUGAUAUCAUUUAUCUAAGUGUAAAGAUUGUAUUAUUUAGAUCAUUAGUAUAAAGAUUGUAUAUUAUUUGAAUUCAUACCUUGUUGCAGAAACAGUCGUAAAAAAGUUCAUGCAUUUAUAGUUUUAAGUGAGAUCGAGCUUAAAAUAUAAAACGAGAAUGGAUUAUACUGUAGUGAGCGGAAAUUUUUAUGAUUGUUUCUGUCACAUCGUGCAACGAAUUUUACCUGUACCCUUUAUCCCUUAAUCCUACAAAAAACCAUCACGAAGCUUUGUCUAGCUCGAGUAUAAACGAUUAACAUAUCAGCUUAAAAUAUACACGCAACCCGGAUUAUCGUCAAAAACAUUCAGCAUUUCUUGAACCUUUCUAUCUUGUAUUAUAGAGGUUGAUCCGUGGUUUAUAUUUAAAAUUAAUUCGAUCGUUUAAUGCGACGAUGGAUUUCAUUCAAGAAAUGCUGCAGUCCAAACGUAGAGAAACGAUCGAAGAUGUGCAGACAGACCUAAUUCGCAUAGGUCUUAUUAAAACGGAGCUCUUAAAUAGAACAAGUACGGGUAGUCUUAAUUUUAGAUUUCCGAUCAGAUUUUAUUAUACGACCCUGUAAUUUUUAUCGACAGCAUCAAAUAAGAAUAACUACGAUUUUUAACUAAUUCUUAAAGUCUUCCUAUGACAAACAACAUACCACUCCGUCGUCGCCCAGAAUUUCCUCAACGGAACAAACAACAGGUUCGGAGUAUGUGUAUUAUGUGUGAAAUGUCACGUGGCGGAAUUUCUGGGCGACGACGGAGUGCGUCACGUUCGUUAACUGAAUGGGAGACAUGAUUCACAAGAAGUUCCGUGAACCGAUCACGGAACGCCGUGCGCGAAUCGUCGAACGAACAUCGACGUUUCGUUCUCUUUUCGUAAGAUAAGUAUCCUUUUAUAUCGCAUCACCGUUACGUAUCAUCGUUGCAUACGUGGCGUACAUACCAACAUUCACAAGUUUUAUGACAUGUUAUAAAACACACGAAGUAAGUCAACAAGAAUUGUAAUUUUAAAUGACAGAAAUUACUGAUUCCAUUGAAUAAUCUUAUCUAAGCGAAUUUCAAUUUACUAACAUGCAAAAUGCAUUCGUUUCAUAAACUUCAUCAAAUGAAAAAUUCAUAUGCACGUUCUAAUAAAACGAAAGAAUAGUCAAGUUUUGUUUAAUAAUCUACUAUGUGAUUUGUGUAAUGAUAUAUUUUCCGUUCAUAAUGAUACGUAUCGUUGAUACGAUAGGAUAUGUUAUACUACGUAAAGUUUUCCUUAUAUUGUACAUAUUUGUAAAGAAUUUUAGAUUAAUUUGUAAACGACGGCUCCUCGACGCCACGGGCCAUCGUAUGCCGUAUGUUCACGCGAGUUACGAAGUGAAUCACGGCUGGGAAUUCCCAGAGAAUCGUAUAUGGAAAUCGCAUCACAAUUGUAUAAAGAUGUCUACUGAUUAAAUGUAAUUUCCGUCGAA